Molecule: messenger RNA, 1098 nt
Organism: Rana temporaria (common frog)
Lineage: Eukaryota; Metazoa; Chordata; Amphibia; Anura; Ranidae
Gene: LHFPL3
Product: LHFPL tetraspan subfamily member 3
Exons: 4
Coding region: 144-821 (225 amino acids)
Biological process (GO): sensory perception of sound
Cellular component (GO): plasma membrane
Source: RefSeq, a predicted model, not a curated record
GAUGCAUAGAGCAGCCUCAGCCGUCGAGGAGGAGCGAUGAGCAGGCACGUCUACAGGGAUCCGGGGAUGCCAGGCUCCAUCUAAGCUGGGCAGUGUUGUCGCUGUGAUUUGUCCUGUCCUGUCCUGCCUCUCCGGGUGCUGGGAUGCCAGACCCCGGCUUAAUGAUGUUAUCUCCCCAGGAGGCCGCCAAGAUCUACCACGCCAAUUAUAUCCGAAAUUCCAGGGCCAUAGGGGUGCUGUGGGCAAUCUUCACCAUAUGCUUCGCCAUCGUCAACAUUGUAUGUUUCAUCCAACCUUACUGGAUAGGGGACGGGGUGGACACCCCCCAGGCGGGCUACUUCGGACUCUUCCAUUAUUGUAUUGGCAGCGGCUUCUCCAAAGAGCUCACCUGUACCGGCAGCUUCACCGAUUUCUCCUCCAUCCCCUCCGGAGCCUUCAAAGCCGCCUCGUUCUUCAUUGGCCUGUCCAUGACACUCAUCAUCUCCUGCAUCGUGUCCUUCGUUCUCUUCUUCUUCUGUAACACGGCCACUGUGUACAAGAUCUGUGCCUGGAUGCAGCUCUCCUCCGCUGCCUGUCUUGUACUGGGUUGUAUGAUUUUUCCUGAUGGCUGGGACGCAGACGAGGUUCGGAGAAUGUGCGGAGAAAAGACAGACAAAUACUCACUUGGUGCGUGUUCAGUGCGCUGGGCAUAUAUUUUGGCCAUCAUUGGAAUUUUGGACGCUCUCAUCCUAUCUUUCCUGGCCUUUGUACUUGGUAACAGAUUAGACACAUUGAUGGCUGAACAACUAAAACUGGAAAGUAAAGAUGAUGGCAAUGCCUAAGGCAUUAAGAGGUCUCUUAUGUUAAUAUUUUUAUUAGCAAGCACAAGUGGAGAAAACUAUGGAAACGUUUUUAUACACCAUCACGCUACAUGGAGAAGACUUCAAUGUACGAGGACGUUUCAGAAGUAAAUUUUACACAAUUGGUUUAGAAUAGAAGAAUAUUGAUCUGUACCCACUUGGACUAUACCCCGGCUCUAUGUUUUCUACUAACUCCUCUAAUGUAUGGCUGGGACUGCACCACAUACAGUAUUUGGAUAAAAUGUUAUUCAGUGUUUCA